Messenger RNA from Soboliphyme baturini, 318 nucleotides. Lineage: Eukaryota; Metazoa; Nematoda; Enoplea; Dioctophymatida; Soboliphymatidae. The record is from the annotation of a GenBank genome assembly.
AUGAGUGUCGACCAGAUCCCGUGGUCAGAAGACACUUCGAAUAUUGGUCGUAAACUGAUGGAGAAAAUGGGCUGGAAAAAUGGGCGUGGUUUAGGCAAUAAGGAACAGGGCAUAGUUAAUAAUAUAUCAUUGGUGUCCAACAAACAAAAAAAAGGCAUUGGAUUCGAAGGUGAAGUCCAGUUUCAGGACAACUUCGACUCUGUUCUGUCCAGCUUGCAGGACAAUGCGGUUGAUCAAUCAGUAGCAGAAGAUCCGUUGGCGGAAAGAGUUUCAAGUAGACAAGUGGUUUCCAGGCUUUCGAAGGCGAGAAAAAAGUAA